CAGUAGAAACGUCAUAGAAAACGAAGAAGAAAUGUCAAAUUGUGAAAGUGCGUAAAUGAGGCAAACGAAAAUAUAAAAUAAUAAUAAACAGACAUCUUUACAAUAACCUUCAAACGUCAAAAAUGUUUGAAGAAACAAAUUCAAACACAACAAUUAAAAUUGAAACGAUCGAAUAUUCUCGAGUUAAACAAGAUUUAGAUGAUUAUGAAAACACCACAAGUAUUUGUAUGGAGAAUGAUGAAAUUUAUCUACAGCAAUUUCUGAAUUCAGAGGUUACUCUUGAUGAGGAUAUAAAGCAAGAGAGUAUCGAUGAGCAAGAUUUUCAAGUGAAACAAAAAUUUUAUGAUUAUGAAUGCACAUCACAUAUGAGUAUGGAGAAUGAUGAAAUAUGCCUACAGCAAUUUCUAAAAUCUGAGGUUACGAUUGAUGAGGAAAUGAAGCAAGAAAAAAUCAAUGGGCAUGAUGCUGCAACUAAUACAAGUUUAGAUGAAAAACCUUACAUAUUUACUGAAGAAAUCAGUAAUUUAAGUAAUUUUAGCAAUAAUCUAAAGCCCUAUGCUUGUGAUUUAUGUAAUAAAAAAUUCAAAACAAAAGCAUCAUUAAAUGAACAUAAAGCUAUCAUUUUUACUAAAAAACGAUCUUACAAAUGUAAAGUAUGCAAUAAAACAUUCACAUUUAGUGGAAAUUUAAGCGAACAUAAAAAAAUCCACUCUGGAGAACGUCCUUACAGUUGUGAAAUAUGUCAUAAAACAUUUGCAACAAAACGAACUUUAAAACAACAUGAAGUUGUUCACACUGAGGAAAGACAUGAAUGUGAAAUAUGCAAAAAAACAUUUUCAAGAAAGACAUCAUUAAACACACAUAAAAAGAUUCAUACGGGAACACAUCAAUCAUCAAAGCAUACUGAAGGACCUUUUAGUUGCAAAAUAUGUAAUAAAACAUUCAAAAUAAAGUGUCAUUUAAAAGAACAUAAAAUGAUUCACACUGGAGAACGUCCUUACAGUUGUGAAAUAUGUCAUAAAACAUUUGCAACAAAACGAUAUUUAAAACAACAUGAAGCUGUUCACACUGAGGAACGACCUUAUGAAUGUGAAAUAUGCAAAAAAACAUUUUCAAGAAGGACAUCAUUAAACACACAUAAAAAGAUUCAUACUGGAAAACAUCAAUCAUCAAAGCAUACUGAAGGACCUCCUUUUAGUUGUGAAAUAUGCAAUAAAACAUUCAAAAUAAAGUGUCAUUUAAAAGAGCAUGAAAUGAUUCACACUGGAGAACUUCCUUACAGUUGUGAAAUAUGUCAUAAAGCAUUCAAAAUAAAGAAGUAUUUAGAACAACAUAAAGCAAUUCACACUGGAGAGAGACCCCAUAAGUGCAAUAUAUGCAAUAAAACAUUCACAACAAAAAGAUCAUUAAGACUACAUGAGAUUUAUCACACCGGAGUGCGUCCUUAUAGUUGUGAAAUAUGCAAUAAAACAUUUACAGCGAAACCAUCAUUAAGUCGACAUAAAAUGAUUCACACUGGGGAACGUCCUUAUAGUUGUGGAAUUUGCAAUAAAGCUUUUCCAAUACUAGAUGCAUUAAGACAACAUGUAAAAGGAGUACAUUGUGGAAUACGUCCUGUAAGAAAGCGUUUAAAAAAAGUUUCGCAUUUGCCGACUAUCCAAUCUUAAAAACCUUUUCUUGUGGGCAUUUCAUGUUUGUUACUGUUAAAAGCAUAUUGUAUGUAAUUGUUUAAUAAAGUAAAGAUAAAUAACGAAAUAAUUAUAAAUAUACCGUUUCAAACAUAUUUUGAAUAAUUCUAUCUCGAUAUAAUAUAAUUUGACUAACAACUACUUUAA
This is a messenger RNA of Ctenocephalides felis (cat flea), 1835 nucleotides long. Its product is annotated as zinc finger protein 883-like. Lineage: Eukaryota; Metazoa; Arthropoda; Insecta; Siphonaptera; Pulicidae. The coding region runs from base 123 to 1667 and encodes 514 amino acids. The transcript is spliced from 2 exons. The record is from RefSeq and is a predicted model, not a curated record.